GUCGACGUCGUCAAGAAAAUGCGAAGCUAUUCGGCAGAAAUGGUUUAACUUAAUGCACACAGAGAUUUGGCUUUCAUCAUUGAAUCUUAUCUUUUCCAUAUUUGCUUUAUCGACCAAUCAGGCCAAGUCAGUUGUCCCACCAGUCAAGAUUAGUCGAGCAACAAGAGGAAAUUCUGAAAUACGACAACACGAGAAUGAGGAGCAAAAGAAGAGUAAACUUCGUCGUUUUUCAAACGCUCCGAUUCAAUUUCAUAUUCAACAUUGA
Meloidogyne enterolobii is the source of this 265-nucleotide messenger RNA. NCBI's taxonomy places the organism in Eukaryota, Metazoa, Nematoda, Chromadorea, Rhabditida, Meloidogynidae. The record is from the annotation of a GenBank genome assembly.